Messenger RNA from Malus domestica (apple), 616 nucleotides. RefSeq names its product dolichol-phosphate mannose synthase subunit 2-like. The record is from RefSeq and is a predicted model, not a curated record. Gene Ontology annotation, cellular component: dolichol-phosphate-mannose synthase complex; endoplasmic reticulum membrane. Lineage: Eukaryota; Viridiplantae; Streptophyta; Magnoliopsida; Rosales; Rosaceae. Gene Ontology annotation, biological process: GPI anchor biosynthetic process. Gene Ontology annotation, molecular function: enzyme regulator activity.
UUGGAAUAGAAAAUCCAAAGUUUUGGGCCGAAAGAAAAAGUAGGUGACGGUUCGAAUUUCUGAUCUUUAGUCCAGACGUGUGAAAGGGGUCCCUUGCGUCUCGAGAGCGUAGUCGUCCUCCAUUUUUCCAGACUUUCAGACCAACUCAGUAGCCAUAUCGUCCCUCUCCCCCAUUUACAGGUACCAGAAGCCACAAACAUCACGACAAUGGAAUUGGCGGACAAGGCCGUUGGAUUUCUGUUAUCCUACAUCAGUUUGUCAAUAUUCACUUAUUACACAUUUUGGGUGAUUAUCCUGCCGUUUGUAAACAACGAUCACUUCAUCCACCGGUAUUUCCUCCCACAAGAGUACGCCAUACUAAUACCUGUGUUUGCUGGCAUGGUGCUUCUCUGCUUUUUAUGCAUUUUCAUUGGAUUUGUCAUGUUAAAAUCCAAAAAGAAGAAAGCUUGAUGACAGUAUUUCCCCCACUUUUAGUUUCUUUUCAUUUCUUUGGAGCCGAAUCCAAGUGUUUCUGAAAUGAUCAGAUACUGAUUACCUUGUUUUGUUUUUCUGCAUCAUUUCUAAUUCACUUUUCUAUCCCCUUUUAUUGGUGAUUUAAGUGCUCGUUUUACAUUAA